AAUGCAGCUGUGAGAGGAAGCCACCUACCUCACUCUGGAGCUUGCCUUUUCGGUCCGGGAGGCUCCGUCCACUUCUUUUGACUCAGUCGACGUAAGGACGGAGUGAGAGGGGGAAGGACGCAGAAUGGCGGCCGUGCCGUGCUCCAAGUGCACGGCAGAAAGAAAGGGCUUUCGGCGGGAACUUGACUCUUGGCGCUACAAGCUGAUCCACUGCGUCGGGUUUGAAAGCAUUCUGGAGGGAAUAUAUGGUUCUAUGCUGGCAAGAGACCUUAACUUAUUUGAUGACUGUGAACCCGAAGAGGUGGUUGACUGGUCUCCAGAGGCAAACUGCUCUCACUGCUCAUUCUGUAACGUUCCUCUGGACAAACUCAGUGAUCUAGCACCUGCCACCACAUCGCCCCUCUCCUCCCCCUCCGAAUUCUCUCCAUGUCAAGCUCCAACCAUCUCUGAGAGCAGCCACACAGCUCACAAGUUCCUUCAAGCUGUGUUCCACAAAAAAGAUGCGUCUCCAUGCUGUGAUGCCAAUAUUCCUCGCAUUGCCGAGGAGCUUAUGAAGAAGAUGAUACACCAGUUCGCCAAGGAGUAUGCAUCCAAGUGCCUACUCCACACCAUUUCAAUGGAUGUAACAACAAGGACCUCCUCGCCUUUUUCUGAAACAUCAGAUGCCCCCUUGGACCUAACCGUAAGCCGAAGCCCAGAAGAAUCAGAAAAGGAAUCUGGUACAGCAGAUGUUGUGCUCGACCUCUCCAAAAAAAGCGGCGGCAGCCCCUCAACUUCAUCAACAUUGUCAUCUAACAUCCAAGCCUCAGGCUGCCCAUCUACUACAGAAAAAGAAGACUCAAGAGAUCUAGAGCAGAGGAAGUGCCACCAGCAAUCUGCACUGGAUGUUGUCCUUAGCUCUCUCUGCCCAGCACAUUGUUCCUUACUCUACCAGAUGCUGAAGUUGGCACACACGGAAAAAUUGCUCCCCUCCCCUGCCCACAAACAAGUUGAUCCAACAGAAGCUCACAAGUGUCAUUGUGAAUUACAAGCAGAUGACAUCCUUAAUGACCGUAAAGCACUUACCAGCAGCAGUUCAACAUACCCUUUGUCUGAUUGUGGUCAUCAAGGCUGUGGAAGCACAGCCUGCCAUCCGAGCAACUUACCUUUAAAAGGCUGUGAAAGCGUAGCUCCUUCGAACCUAAACAACAUCUGUAUGCAAACUUGUAGGAUACAUACCAACACUCCAAUUUGUCCUGAGAGGCUCCACUGUACUUCUAACCAAAGGCCGCCUGCCGAUCCCAUCGACACUUUGAUGUGUUCAUUUGGUCCUUGCUCUUCAGUCCACUGCAAGCACUCUUGUUUAUGUGCUAGGAACCACACAUGUGUGACCCAUCCUAAGAAAACAAGAGGAGAUUGUGAGCUCCCUCCUGUCCUGAAUAGAGAGCAUAGCCCUUCUCCUCCACCCCUUUUGCCAAUUGAUAAAUUAACCAAUGAAAUGCCACCUUCCUUGCUUCACCAUAAUCAAGAAGGGGAAUGUGCCCAAAUGAUUAAGAAGUUAAAAGUAGACGCAACAAAAACAGUGGAGCAUGAAUCUUUGCCUCCAAGAAAUAGUCAAGCUGCAGAGAACCCAAGUGGGAGUUUAUUGCAGGAUGUGGUGAACCGCUUCACUGAGAAACUCGAUACCAUCAGACCCCCAGAGAAAGACCCAGCUCUGCACUCGUCACCUAUUGAUGUUCCUGAACAGGAGCACCUACAGUCCUCCUUAACCAGCCAGAACUUGAAAUUUCCUGCUGAUGCCCUUCUGACUGAAAUUAUUACCACUGUGCUACAUACACGGAGUGCCAGUGACUAUAACCUCAGCGAGCUGUUUCAUCGCCAAUAUACCAACGAUCCCAAAUCGCCUAAUACGCGCUUGCGUCGUCGCCAGGAAGUGCUUGCUGCUCUGGCGACACCUGCCGAUGGUGCUUCGACUCGAAGGCAAAGCUUGCAAAUUAAACGAGAGCUUGCAAUGUUUAACUUGCCAUACAAGAGAAAGUCAUCACGAGCAAAGAGAUCACAAUUGAAAGAAAGUAAUGAAGCUGUAAAUACAUGUAGCACUUUGUUGGACUCGAACGUGAUGCCAGAAGAGGAAAGAGAACCCGAGUUAGAUAUGGACUAUCAAGGAGUUAUGGGGGCACGGCUGAACAUUAUUACUCCGGAAAGUAACAUAAAUGAAGUAAAAGAUGAUGAAACUGAGGGAAUUGAGAAAAAAGAAGCAUCCAUAGAAGAAAAAGACCCAAACCAAACAAUGUCCCAUGACCAGCAAAGCAAAUUAUGCAACCAUUCUCAAGUAGACAAUGAGCAAUCACAGGUGAGAACUCAGUGUGACACACAUUGCCAAACGGACAAGGUUACUGCAAUAUACGAUGCCAUGAUUCUUGAAAAUGCCUCAUCAAGUCAAGGCCGUGGCACUGAUGAUUAUGAAAAUGGACCAGUUGAAGAUCAAAGCCAUACAACUGUAACUGACAGUCAGCAAAGUCAAAAAUCCUCCCCCAGUGACUCAAGGAGAUCACGGAGGAACAUUGUGCCUCCGCAACGAUUCUCCUCUUACGUCACAGAAACCAGGAAGAUGCUCUUUGCAGCUUGUUUCUCUGAAAGUAUAUUCAACCAGAGAGCAAAUAACAAAAAUAUUGUCACAUCUACAACCUCAGAUGCCUUAUUGAAAAAACUUGAUGUUAAUGAUGUUCAUGUUGAAUCAAACACCAAAACGUCUAAUCUCCCUGACACGUCUACAUCAAUCAGUAGAGAAAGACACAGUUCAUCUCAUACAGAAUCAAGCGAGCAAAACGAGGAUGUGCGACAAACUGUCGCAGUUAAAAAGAUGGCGUCCAUUGCUAAACCUUCAGAAGAAACACAACCAUAUCCAAAAAGACAAUCAGUGGAAAAUACUGCAUCAAGAAGGCUCCAAUACCCAAAUGUUGGGGUUACUACCAGGUCUGCCGCCUGUGAUCAGAAUUCUUGCACCUCUCCAGUCCCUUACACAAGCCCAAUUCGGUUAAUGUUUGUAUCACCAGUAAAAGAUAAAGAAGGUAUUGUAUAUAGUCUUAAGUCGCCAAGAUCUGGCUCAAAUGCAGAAACAGAGGAACCCUUUGACCCAUGCAAAUCGCCAUCCUGGGCAGAGACACCCAAGCAGAAGCAAAGCCAGAUGACUGAAUGUGCCAUACCACGUCUCAGGCCUAGUCGCAAAUCCUCUACCUCACCUUUUAAAUAUGCAGGGCCCUCAAGAAAGUCUCCUUCAAAGCGGCCGAUGCCAGAUUCUUCACCAGCCAAGCAACCUUUCUCAACUCCUAAGUCUCCUUCUCCCCCUAAGUGUGGUUCCUCAACCGUCAAGUUAUCCUUAUCACCUGAGCUUGCUCCUUCAUCACUGAAGUCGGCUUCCUCAUCAGCUGAAUUAGCAUCUUCUCCAUUUAAGCCAAGUUCUUCAUCAACUAAGUCCCUCUCGUCAUCACCCAAGUCAACAUCUGGAAAAUGUACUUCACCAAAGUCGUCCUCCCCCAAAACCGCAUCUAAGCGAUCAGGUGAAGUCACUCCACCUAAGAAUCCAUUUGGAAUGGUGAGCCGAUCACCAGGCGACUUGCAAUCAUUCCAUGAACUCACUCCCCUGAAAAGACGCCCAGGGCGGCCAAAGAAGCUGGGGCCGCAUCUGGAGCAAAAAGCGAAGAGACCAAUUGGUCGACCACGGAAACAGAAGCCUGAACACGCAGCAACAGGGACAAGCACAGCAAAUGUAUCCGUAGACACGGAGGAGAAAGUCAACAAGAACCUCAAAAUAACUGUUGUCUACGGCCGUUCAAGAAGAAACAAACGAUUAGUUUCUGAGAGUUUUGAUCAGCUCCAAACAGAAUUCAGAGAUGCUUGUCGAGCAGUAGGUCUAAAAAACGACUUGAAUGGAACACAAAACUCUAAAAUCAAUAUUGGUAAUCCCAAAAUGGGUUCACCAGAAUUUCCUGAAGGCUUAGAUAAUGCCAACCCUGUCAAAGUGGCUGCACGGGACCUGAGCAGUAAGAUUAAAUGCCAGAAAAGAGAGAAGGCCUUACCUUCUAGGAAACCAGGUAGACCAGCAAAAGUGAAAAUCUCCGGAAUCUCGGUCACUGUUACCACAGUGUCACCAAAGCAACGUAAAAUAUUGAUUGAGAAGAAUGCUCCUGAUAAACAAAAGAACAAGAAAGCACUCUUGCCAGAAUUUCAAAGUUCUAAAGAGUCCAAAAGAGUUAGGUGUCCACCAAUUAGCAAAAACUCGCAACCGGAGGAACAAAGAGAAUGCGAGCGUAAAAAGAGUAACCAAGUCCUCAGUCAUCCUUCAGCUGUGCGUCAUUCAAAAAGAGUGAUCAAACCCUCAAUCUAUUUCUUGCAUGCCAUUGCCAGCUCCACAAAUCGAACAUAUAGUCACAGUAAUGCUCUGUUACGGCGCUCCAAACAACUUCUGCUGAACAAGGCCUGCAAUCAAAGAAAACAAGAAAAAGAGAACAGAGUCGAACAUUCGGCAGUGAAAAGGCACCGUUGCGAACAUGAGAAGAAGAACAUCUCUCGGGAUCUCGCUCGAGUAGCAGGUGUUUCUUUAGACUCCAUUUUUGCUCCAAAGGAGACACUACGCUGGUGGGCCGCAUCAGCUGAACAAGAAACCUUGGACCAAGAACUUGCCAGACGCAUUCAGCUCAUGUCGGACACCUGGGUCUCAGAUGCGGCGGAGAACCAGAGGGAAGACUUCCCGUUCAAAAUAAACACUGAACAAACUGGGUCAUCCGUUGCCAAGACCGAACAUUCUUCAGUGGUUCAAACACUCUUCAACUGCCCUCCGACUGAACCACGAUCCUGUAGCAUGCGGCAGAUCAGCUCCUGGUUUAUGGAGACCACAGAGACACAGUCGCUGGCUAUCGUCAAGAGGAAAAGCUCUCGCAAUCGUUAUGAAGUGAUGCACUUCCCUCGCGCCGUUAACAAACAAGGUGUCAAGUGCCAAAGUCCUCAGGCAGAAAGACUUCGCAGACAUCUCAAGAAAUUUGCCAGAACAUUGCCAAAGAGCCCUGCCCAACUUGAAAAGGCUCAAAAAAGAUUGAGGAAAAUGAAAGACGCUCAAUCAAUUCAUAAUAUUAGGCAUCGACUCUUGGUUCACAAGAGUGAAAGGGCUAUCUUCAGUCAAGGAACUAGAAGACGGCAGCGCUUAGGCAAAUACCAGGCCACACUACUUCGGGCAAGGAGACGCUUCCUGACCCAAAAAGAAAGGAAGUGGACAAAGAAGGAAAUAAAUGCACAAGUGAGUCCAUGUAAGCCAAAAGUAGCAAUUGGACUUCAACCAAAACUGGAAGUAUUGAAGUCGCUAAAAGAUGACUUUUUGGAAGGUUCUGAGAACAGUUCUGAAUCCCAAUCCAAGGAGCCUGUGGGUACACCAAAAGAGCAAAACAUCUGCUCUCAAGCCUGGAGUCCUGAGACCCUGAAGGAAUGCCGGGUAUUUCUGAAAAAGAUCAACUAUCAGCAGAGACAUACAGACAACAUAUCAGCAGAGGAGUGGCACUCUUGUACCGUGACACUGGAUAAGUCUGCCUCGGCAUUUGUGUUUGCUGGAAAGAACAGACAACUGGUAGAAGUCGUUAAAGCUGUGAAAAAAAACCGCCACACAAAUGGCACAGAUUCCGCAUGUGAAUCAGUCCAGAAGCUGGAUGAAAUGCCUUUGAGGAGGCAGAAGGGCAAACGUCCUGGCCUUGUGUCUGCUGAAGCGCCACCAGCUAAAAAGUUGAGACAAUCGCGGAUGAAGGGCUUAAGUGGGCCGAGGUGGUGCGACUUUGUGCUCGGAAGCUAGAUGACGCACAAGGCCUCCAUCCUUCGUGGGAAACCAACUGUGGCGUUUUGUGGUGCCUUUGGACACUGAGCUGAAUGUGUGGACUGACCGUUACACGAUGGUUCAGUCUUUCCCUCAGCAAUUAUGUAGCAGUCUAACUUAAGAAAAGCUUGAUGUUGCACUAUUUUUAUAUGUAGGGAUUUGACUUUUUGAUAAAUACCCUUGUCUUUGAUAAAAAAACAAAAAAACAAAAAAAAACAUGCCUUGUCUGAAGAGCUGUCUGUAAGACAAAUGUCGACUGUAAUAAGACAGCACUGUGCCCUAGAAAUAAGACUUCGUCACGACUGCCUCUUCCACCCAGCAAACAAAUUUUGGACAGUGAAAUAAUUGAUUGUACAGUUUAAACGUCGACGGCGGAUUGCAACUUGGGAACUACAAUUCCUCUGUAAUUAGCCGCUGGUCUUGCCAACAAACACAAUUAGCACAAACAUACUUAAUGAAGGUAUUGGCAUCAUGUAGGUUUUUUUUUUUUUAUUGCAUAUUUUGUCAUUUUCUCCCAAACAAAGCAUUUAUUGUCACAAAUGGGACAUUUCUUGCACUGUCCCGUUUGAGAUUUGGAGGCCCGCUUUUUAGAUUCUUCCCCCAUGUUUUGCACAUUCUUUUCCACUACCAACACCUACUGAACAACAAGAGAAUUGUAUGUGGUGCAAUACAGACCCAGAUUUUUUUUUUUUUCUAUCAGUAUCUACUCAGUAUUUUAUUACUGACAUAUGUAUGUACACGAGCUGGGAUGUCACUUCAGUUGUUACCGUAUUGAGGUGUACAAGGUGACUAGGCGAGGGUGGACAUUGGAAUUAGAACUAAAUUUCUUAGACUGAGUAAAAUGAUUUUAAUACAAUGUAUGAAGCCCCGUCUGAAUGCUCUGAGCUUCUUUUUCAAUGCCAGUGUUGAGGAGAAUAAAAUUUUCAGGAGCAGUUGUCCACGUUGUUCAACUUGUAGCCAUCUCUUAUCCAUGAUUCGAUGGCAAGUAGUUGGGAUUAGAUUAACUGGCCCGAGUUUGACAAAUUCGUAGUGAUGUAUUCCCAGCCCUGAAUGUGACAGUUUUAGAUCCCAAACUAAAGCAGAAAAAUAAUUAAUCAUAGCAUUAAUGAAUGUUCCAGGAUUAUAUCCUAUUUAAAUGCAGUUGAGAGAUGUUGGAUUUUCAAGCUCCUGGUUUUUUUUUUUUUUUUUGCCUUCUGUUUGCAGCAUGAGACCUCUUAUGAGGUCCACUGUCUUUUUCCUCCAAGAUGUAUGAAUGCUGAUUUAACACUAAUCUUGGAUGAAACUCAAAUUUGUCCUUCCCCUUUAUGUAGCGAGUGACUUUAUCCAAGAUUUUUUCUUUUAUAUCUAUUUUUUUUACUAUAUCUCUGUGCAGAAACAGUGUGUGCCUGACUACCCAUGUAUUUAUGACACUGCGGUCACAUUUUAGGGUGGUGACCCGUUUUGGGGGGCAAAUAACCCGCUCCAAAAUGAUCUGGUGCUAAACUUCUGUUGUAUUUUUUUUCUUGUGGUUUUGUACUGUCCUUUAAAGAUACAACUGCAGCUGUAUUUGGAGGAAUAAAGAUGGUUUUUUUCCCC
Syngnathus acus (greater pipefish) is the source of this 7411-nucleotide messenger RNA. It is a transcript of the gene lcorl, whose product is annotated as ligand dependent nuclear receptor corepressor-like. The transcript has 8 exons. Gene Ontology annotation, molecular function: DNA binding. Gene Ontology annotation, biological process: regulation of transcription by RNA polymerase II. The coding region runs from base 125 to 5815 and encodes 1896 amino acids. Lineage: Eukaryota; Metazoa; Chordata; Actinopteri; Syngnathiformes; Syngnathidae. The record is from RefSeq and is a predicted model, not a curated record. Gene Ontology annotation, cellular component: nucleus.